AACCAAGAUGGCGCCGCGAGACUCCCAUUUCCCGGAAGUGAGGUCACCUGGCCGCUCCCAGUAUUCUCGCUGAGGCGGCCAUUCAAAUCGGAUAAUAACCCUAGGGGAAGAAAAUGGCGGCGGCAGCAGCGACGCAAGGCAAAGGAGCCGGGCUUGGCGGCGGAGCGGAAGGGCGCGAGGGCCCCGGCGUGGCGGUGGCUGUGUCCGCGGGGCCUGCAUGGGCGGUCUCCGUGGCCUUCCCCGGCUCGGUGACGCAGGAGGGCUGCUUCCGCUUCACUUGCGAGUUCCUCAAGCACGUCCUGUACCAGCGGCAGCAGCUGCCCUUGCCUUACGAGCAGCUCGCCUUCUUCUACCGGAGGCAGCCUCCCAGGGCCCCUGGCCAGGCGAAUGGGGAUGAAGAAGUGGUAAGAAAAGUCCACGUAAAAGAUCAAGACUGCAGCCAAAAGUGCCAGCAAGUGCUAAGUGAUCUUGAGGGAGUGUUCAAGCACUUGGAAACCAUGUUUACUUUGACACUGGUCCCUUGUGUUCUGAUUCUGCUUGGGGGUACUUCGGUCAGCCCUAAAGAAUUCUAUGAGAUCAACCUGCAAGGGGUGUCUGUUAGAGGUGCUGAGGACAGCCUGCAGACAGCUGCCUGCAUUCGCAAGCUUUUCCAUUCUCUGUUCCUGGCAGAUGUGUUCAGCGAGCUUCAGACUGGCCCUACCAUGGGUGUCACUGUGAUGGUUCAAGGGCACCGCAAUUGUGGUGUUGACUGGUUCAAACCUAAACUAAACUACAAAGUGCCAACCCGAGGGAGGAAGCUGACUGUGAACGUAUCAUGCAGUCAUCACACCAGUACAGGUCUUUCUGACUAUCAGGAGAUGAACUCAGCUUGGGAUGAUUACAUAUGGUUUCAAGCUCCAGUGACAGUCAAGGGCUUUCGUUACUUUUCUUCAUAAAAAAUAAAGGGAAUUUUUAAAUUAUCGUCUUUUUGAUCCACUGUAUCAAAACUUUUCCUUAUUCAGAGUUCCAUAACAGCUGUAUUCCAGCUCUGCUGUAUUAUUACAUUUACGGGAAUAGCUUUUGGAGAACUGAUUCAAAGGGUCAAAACAAUGCCUUAAUGAUUUACUAACUUUCCUCUACUGCGGUCUUUAUUUCCAAUUUGUACUUGACAUAAUUGAACCACUGUUUAAGUGUCUUAUAAUAUACUCCCAGUGAACUGUGCUCAUUGGUAAAAAAUUAUGCAGUGUUAGCAAAUGCUCAAUAAUGGCGUGAGAAGAAGGUGAAACCCAUCUUACUAACUUUUCUUAUGUUUCCUUUUCUUAUGUCUUCCUAACUUCUUAGGAAUAUAGCCAUAGUCCAAAGCAACAUAAUGCCUCUACGUGAAUGGAUAACAGCUUCUAAAAAUAGUAGCCUCCUAAGCACAACAAUUGCAGUGAUGAUUUCUAGGUGCUGCUUCUGAGAAAUAAUUCUGAGUAUUGUUAUAAAAGAUUCAAGGAGCACUUCAGCAAAUAGAUAAUUACAAGUAAAAUUACAGAGAUUCAUUAUUUGCUAUCUAAAGGACAUUUGCUCAGCUAUAUUAAGAGCUGCAAUGUCUGGUGUGUGUGAGAGAGCAAAAAAUGUUGGGUUGGAGUUUCCAAUUUUUUCAAAAUGUGGCAGCCUUAACCCUCUGACCAAGUAGUUUUGUGUGUGUGUGCAUCAGAUACUCCUACAUGCUAGAUGUUUUGCACAGCCCUUGCUAUAACUAGUUUAAGUUGAUAAAGCUGAAAUACCUCAUCUGAUGCUUUGACCAAAACUAAAUUAGACUUAGGGAUGAAAUUAAUGUCCUCAAAUAAUCCACUUUAAAAAAAUGCAAUAGCACAUUAUAACAGCUGAUCCAUUUCAAUUCAGCUAUGAAAGUAGAAUGUAUGGAGCUACUCUAUGGAACUACUAAGGGAAACUAGUAUUUCAUUUCAAACAGUGGAUAUUUAUUUUAUCCACUGUUAAGUGCUUGUAUGUCUUCAUUGUCCAGUUAAGGACAACAAGAAAUAUGGCCUCCACACAACUUUUGAAAUUGGAAUUUGUUUUAUGUCAAGGAAAAAAACCUACAUGAAGAAUAGGUGAUCCAAAAUAUGGCUUUCUGGAAAUUUCAAGGCUAAAAUAGAGGCCUAUGGUGCACAGAAAAGUUUAUUAUACUCUAGUUUACAAUACAUUUUUGGGAUAUGGGCCAUUUGAACUACACUGGAACUAUUACCUUCAUAGGCAAAUUCUAGAAGAGUGUUUAAUCUUGUACGUUUUAAGGGCUCCUGGUGACAUUUUGCAUUGUACUUGAAAAGCCUGGGAGAGGUUAAACAAACAUGCUUAUUCUAAAACAUGAAAGUGCAGAAAGUACUGUAUCAGCCAUUUGAAAAGAGGUUAUGAUCUCAGACACUGAUUUAAUGUAUUCAAGUGUCCUUACACAGAAGGAACAAUAUUUAGGGAAAUCUCUGACAAUCUACAGAAAGUUGCCUGCAAAGUAGAGCCCAGCCCUUUGACAGUUUAGGUGGCUUUUAAAACCACUGUGAACAUUCUAUAAUUGUGUAUAAAAUGGUGCUAUGUAAGAUCUGUGGUUAAAUGCGUUGGUCCAAUGAAUUUGUAAAUGCCAUUGUCCUUUUACAGAUCUGUACAAUGAAAUAAAUUACAGCAAGAAAGAUUUACUUGUUAUAAGAACCAA
Anolis carolinensis (green anole) is the source of this 2668-nucleotide messenger RNA. RefSeq names its product MAD2L1 binding protein (gene mad2l1bp). The coding region runs from base 114 to 935 and encodes 273 amino acids. NCBI's taxonomy places the organism in Eukaryota, Metazoa, Chordata, Lepidosauria, Squamata, Anolidae. Gene Ontology annotation, biological process: regulation of exit from mitosis. Gene Ontology annotation, cellular component: nucleus. The transcript has 3 exons. The record is from RefSeq and is a predicted model, not a curated record.